Scaptodrosophila lebanonensis is the source of this 1126-nucleotide messenger RNA. It is a transcript of the gene Ddrgk1, whose product is annotated as DDRGK domain-containing protein 1. The transcript has 2 exons. The record is from RefSeq and is a predicted model, not a curated record. Bases 154 to 1044 code for a protein of 296 amino acids. NCBI's taxonomy places the organism in Eukaryota, Metazoa, Arthropoda, Insecta, Diptera, Drosophilidae.
CAUGUUUUAUUACUUGCUUUGUACUGCUUGGCAACGCGACAAUUUCAUCAAAAUUUGGGACUGGCAACGUCAUCAUAUCAGCCAGCUGUUUAGUUGUUGACGUUUUACUUUUUGCUGUGUUGCUCAAAUUAUUUUCCGAAAAACCACAAAACCAUGGAUAUAAUAUUGCUCAUAGGCGUUGCCGCGGCUUUCCUGGUCGUGCUGCUAACGCUCCUCUUCUUACAGAGUAGAAACGCCAAGAAGGACACAAAAGCCGAGCCACAACAACAACGUGGCGUUCCACAACGUGCUCAGGAAGGUGUACCAAGGCGCGCACAAAUCGCCAGAAAUCAACGCAAUCGGCUGAACAGACAGAAUGUGGCAGCAGCAGCGCCCGCAGCCGCACCAGCUGCCGAUUCUGAUAACGAUGAAGAAGGCGCCGAUGGAGCUCGCGUGCCGCAAGGUGCUGUGCUAGAUGAGAAAAUGGGCGCCAAGAAACGUGCCAAAAUGGAGGCCAAGGAGCAGAAGCGACUGCAACGCGAGCAAGAACUGCACGAGCGUGAGCAGCGCAAAGUGAAGGAGGCAAAAGAGGAGGCCGAGCGCAAGGAACAGGAUCAACUGGUGGAGGAGCAGGAGCGGAAAAGGGCGGAAGCUGAGCGUUUGGCCAAGGAGGAGCGCGAGCGCAAAGAACACGAGGAGUACCUGAAAAUGAAGGCAGCGUUCAGUGUGGAAGAAGAGGGCUUCGAGGAGGGCGAUGUCGAAGAGCAAGAAAACCUACUCGCUAAUUUCAUACAAUAUAUUAAAGAUAACAAGGUCGUGGUGCUGGAAGAUUUGGCCAUUGAAUUCAAACUGAAAACCCAACAAGCGAUUGAACGGAUACAGGAGCUGCAAGCAAAUGAAACGCUCACGGGCGUCAUUGACGACCGUGGCAAGUUCAUCUACGUGUCCGAAGAGGAACUGGCGGCUGUGGCCAAGUUCAUUAAGCAACGCGGCCGUGUCUCUAUUACCGAGCUGGCGGAGAGCAGUAAUAAGCUAAUUAAUUUAGCGCCUGUGGGCAGUUCCUGAUUUGAGAUUUGUUUUAAUAGCUUUUUGUUAAUAGCGGCUUGUUAAUAGAAUUAACAAUAUUAUCUGACAAACUACAAUUUAA